AUGGAGAGACAAAUGUCAGCACAAGUUGAGACAGAAUUAAGUAGUAAAUCAGUUACUGCAUCAAUUAGAACAAAAAUGACAAUUGAAGCACAAGCUGGAUUAAGAGAACAAGAAAGAAAAGAAAGAGAAGAACGGUCUAAAACAUUAGAAAAUUAUCUUAGUAAAUCUACAUUAAGUGAUAAAGAGAAAAAUUCAUUACGAGCUGAAUUGGCAGAAAAAGAAAAUGAAUAUAAUAGAUGUAAAAGAGCUAAAUUAAAGAAAAGUGAUUUUGAAACUAUUAAAGUAAUAGGAAGAGGAGGAUUUGGAGAAGUAAGAUUAGUUGUAAAAAAGAAUAGUAAUUCAUUAUUUGCUAUGAAAAUGAUGAGAAAGAAAGAUAUGAUUGAAAGAGGACAAACAGGACAUGUUAAAGCAGAAAGAGAUAUAUUAGCACAAACCCAUUUUACGAAUGAUUGGGUAGUAAAAUUAUAUUAUUCAUUUCAAGAUAAUGAUUAUUUAUAUUUAAUGAUGGAAUAUUUAGCAGGAGGAGAUAUGAUGACAUUGUUAAUUCGAGAGAAUAUAUUUAGUCAUGAAAUGGCAAGAUUUUAUAUUGCAGAAUUAUUACUUGCGAUAGAUUCAAUUCAUCAAUUAAAUUAUAUUCAUCGAGAUAUUAAACCUGACAACAUAUUAUUUGAUAAUAACGGACAUAUUAAAUUAACAGAUUUCGGUUUGUGUACCGGAUUUCAUAAAGAUCACGAAAGUUCAUAUUUUGAAAUUGUUGAUAAAGCUUCAAAAUUAAAUUUAAGUGAUUUAAAAAGUCAAAAAUUAUCUAAAGAAUUGGCUCAUAAUUAUAAAAAUAAAAAAAGAAAUUUAGCUUAUUCUGUAGUGGGUACUCCUGAUUAUACAGCACCUGAAGUAUUUUUACAAAAAGGUUAUUAUAAAGAAUGUGAUUAUUGGAGUGUUGGUUGUAUUUUAUUUGAAAUGCUUGCUGGGUAUCCACCUUUUGUUAGUGAUGAUUCUGUUCAGACUUGUUUAAAAAUUAUUAAUUGUAAUGAAACUUUACAAUUUCCUGAUGAUGUUGAAAUUCAUGAUGAUGCAAAAGAUCUUAUUAAAAAAUUAGUUUGCUUAAAAGAAAAACGUCUUGCUGAUAUUAAACUUAUUCAACAACAUCCUUUUUUUAAAGGUUUUAAUUGGGAUACUAUUUUUGAACAAACACCUCCUUAUCUUCCUAAAUUAAAAAGUCCUUUUGAUACAAGUAAUUUUGAUGACUUUGAAUUAAAUGAAGAUGAUGUUGAAGAAAAACCUGUUAACAUUAAUAAUCCAAAAGACCUUGCUUUUGUUGGAUAUACUUAUAAAGGUUUUUUAAAUGUUGUCAAUACUCCUUCUAAAAAAAGACAUGCUCAAGGAAUUACCCUUUCUCAAAUAUUUUCUACUCAUAUUGCUAAUUGA
Molecule: messenger RNA, 1425 nt
Organism: Entamoeba histolytica HM-1:IMSS
Lineage: Eukaryota; Evosea; Mastigamoebida; Endamoebidae
Product: protein kinase, putative
Exons: 1
Coding region: 1-1425 (474 amino acids)
Biological process (GO): peptidyl-threonine phosphorylation; actomyosin structure organization
Cellular component (GO): cytoplasm; cytoskeleton
Molecular function (GO): protein serine/threonine kinase activity; ATP binding
Source: RefSeq, a predicted model, not a curated record